Messenger RNA from Zingiber officinale, 2446 nucleotides. Its product is annotated as transcription repressor OFP1-like. The transcript is spliced from 2 exons. The coding region runs from base 1149 to 1955 and encodes 268 amino acids. Gene Ontology annotation, molecular function: DNA binding. The record is from RefSeq and is a predicted model, not a curated record. Gene Ontology annotation, biological process: negative regulation of DNA-templated transcription. NCBI's taxonomy places the organism in Eukaryota, Viridiplantae, Streptophyta, Magnoliopsida, Zingiberales, Zingiberaceae.
ACCCUCAAAUCCACACAUGGAAAUCGCCGCCAAAUCGGCGUCGAUCGAACUCAAGUUCGUUCGUUCGUUCGAUCUGAGCCGACGGAGUGCUCGAUUGACUCAGCUCCACUCGACACGGUCGAGAGGGAACAAAAGGAAAGCAGCAGGCGACCUGAGUACGUCACGGAACAGGUGAAAACAACAUUGUAGUCGGAUCACUUGUCAGUUAGCCAAGGGAAAGUAGUGUCGACCUGGCCUGGCAUAGCGUGGGGGACUGGUCUAGAUUCGGAUCCUCGGAUGCUCUAAUGGGAAGGCUUUCAUGAUGAUCCUUGUAUUUUUCCCUCGCCCAAUCAGAUUGGUACGCCUUCUAUUUGCUCAGUCCUCUGUCUCGUAGUUAAAAUCGAGUUUGUUCGCUCUCGGCUCGUGCAGGCCGUUGGAGGCCCAACUGACUUGCUAGAAGACCAAUUCGAGUUGUAUUACGAAGACACGGACAUGAAUCGGGCAAAAUGUCUUAAUUAACCAAUACGCCGACAGAUAAAAGUAACGACGAUCAUAAAGCAGCAGGUAGCGGUGGCAUCGUCCAAGUGGCAGACAAAAUUAAUCAGCAGCAGUGUGCAUGGGAACGAAGGAGGAUCCAACGAAAGGACAGGUUGAAUGAUGUGGAAGACGCAACGCGAUGCAACUCAUUGCCACGUAGUGAAAUGCUCGUUGAAGACGGGCGUCGGAGCAUCCAGUUGCACGUAAUGAAUACAGGCGUCGGAGUCAAAACUUCAACAGCCUUUCGCGUACCUGACUAUCGAUCAGGCUCGCCAUGGAAACAACUAGAGAGGACCCUGGUUGGUCCAUCCUGGGAACGCGACCAUUUCUAGUAAUAGAAUACUCUCGUCUUUAUCUGCCCAAUAAACAAUUCAUCCCAUCACUCUCGCUCUUUCUCCCUUGUUGCGUAGCUGCGUUGGCCUUUAUUUUAGUUUGCACGCAUUCGUUUAUCUCUUCACAGGACACGACGGACGGUGACCCCCACACACUGCACUGCGUGCGUGCAAAAGCUUCGUCUCAAAAGUCUAGUUCCUUCCCCAGACUCCCCUGCUCCUGUUCUUCUCCCUUAUUUAUCUCCUCCUCCGCCUCCAAAAAGGAUGUGUUCUUGAGCUAGAUAGUGGGAGAUUACAUUGAUGGGGAACUAUAGAUUUCGGCUGUCUGACAUGAUGCCCAAUGCUUGGUUCUACAAGCUCAAGGACAUGAGUCACAUAGCAAAUAGGAGCAAGAAGCAGGCGCCUCCGCCGCCGCCGCCGGCUAAGCUCCUCCCGGGUAGAGCCUCCUUGUACUACUCCAGCAGAGCCGAGGCGGAGAGGUUCUCAUUCUCCCCCACCAAAAGCAAAGCCCUGGCCGACCGUUUCGAGGAGCAGCCGCGGAAGUCCAAGAGAGGAAGCAGGAAGAAGCCCCCCGCCGCGCGGCCGCGGCUGGUCGCCUCCGCCGCCGCCGAAUUAGCACCGCCGGAGACGCCGCGCGAGGGCUCCGACUUCGCUGGCGGCGAGUCCGACCCGUGCUGUUGCAGAGUCAUCUCCUCUGCCACCGACAUCAUCAUCGACUUGGGCGCCGGAGACUCCGUCGAGCUCAAUCUCCGGCCGGUCGCGACGAAGCCGGUACUGCAAGGCGGCACGUAUUCUGUGGGGUCUGACGAGACGCAGGAACAGAGGCGACCGUCGUUGUCGUCGUCCCGCCGGCUACGGGUGCGCGCCAACUCCCCGAGGCUGGCCCACCGGAGCAGAGCAGCGCGGAGGCAGAAGAAGGCGCUGCCGGAGAGUGCCUUGGCGGUGGUGAAGACGUCGUCGGACCCGCAGAGGGACUUCCGGGACUCCAUGAUGGAGAUGAUCGUGGAACACAACAUCCGCGCUUCCAAGGACUUGGAGGAGCUCCUCGCUUGCUAUCUGUCGCUCAACUCCGACGAGUACCACGAUCUCAUCGUCAAGGCAACCUAAGAAGGAGGACAGUUUCUGAAAGUGAUAGCUGGCCAAAUUCUGGCUCAAAUCUAACUAAAUCUUGCAAGGAGGGGACUGCACAAUGGAACUCUGCACGUUAAUGGGUGUGCAUGUUUUUAAGUCUGCAAUUAAAGUUUCUUUUUCCAUAACAAUCGAAUGCAGUUUCUGGACACGGCAGCGUUUCAUGAACCAUGAUGCUGGCAGAAGGUUUCAGUGAAACGUAAAAGGUACAGAGAUCCUCUUCAUGGUAUCUAAUACAACCUGCAGUUUUCUGAAGCUGUCGAGACAUCGAGUGAAUCUGAAAUAUUUAAUCUGGACUACAUAAAGGACCUAUCACCUAAGCCUUAAUAUUAUCUGCACAGCAGAGACACUGGUUUGGAGUAAUGUUGGGAUUUGACGCAUCAUAUCAGAGACACGGACUUCCAAAAGAAACAUGCAAAUGUAUAAACUCUCUUCUUCCCGGCGAAGGAACCUAUUCAUGGUGGGCAACU